AUGUGCGGCUUUGACUUCAUCUCCCUCACCUCACCAACUCCCUCCCAGGCAGUCGUCCUGAAGAUGAUCAGCGGGGAUGAUGAGAGGAUGGCUCAGCCAGCAUCCCGAUGGGAGUCUGGUCCUUCCCAUAGCCGGUGGACUGACUCUGAAAUCAGGGUCUUCCUGCAGGAAUGGGAAGUCGUUGAACAGGAAGUCAGCUACCCAGGCAGGAAGAUACAUAAGAAGACCAAGGCUCUCUGCCAGCGCCUCUAUCAGCGGGGCCUGAAGAAGACCUGGAAAAGCUGCUUUGACCUGCUGCUGACCAUGCAGGGUCUGCACUGGACUCUCUGCAAUGAGAAACCGAGGAUGGGAUCCUUGUUUUCUCCAUAUGCAGAGGCCCUGUACAGGAUCCUGGGCUAUCCGUGCCAGAGAAGCCCCUUCCCAGGUCCUCUCUCUGAUGGGGCUGGUAACCCCCUGUUUCCCACGUACCCUCAGCCUCCAAUGGUGCUGCCAUCUCCCGUGUGCCAGCCUUGGGAUUAUGGCUUCCCUGCACCUUCUGGAGAGCUUCAGGGGAACCCGUCACCGAUGGUGUUCGUGGAGCAUUCACAGGUUCCCGGAUAUGAGCCCUGGAACCCUGGCUAUCCGGCCGUCCCACCCCUACUUCCGGCCCCUGGAGACACCAGCUUGCAGCAGCCGGGGUCAGUGUGUGACAAUAACCCAAGUCUUCCGUGA
Molecule: messenger RNA, 711 nt
Organism: Psammomys obesus (fat sand rat)
Lineage: Eukaryota; Metazoa; Chordata; Mammalia; Rodentia; Muridae
Exons: 3
Coding region: 1-711 (236 amino acids)
Source: RefSeq, a predicted model, not a curated record